CUACACAUAACAAGAGAAAGAAGGCGUAUGCAACAGGUUGACAGCUUCAGCUUUGAUUGUCAACUCUCACAUGAGAACUUUACCUUGCUGAUCUACUUUACGGCAAGGUUGAUUUUACCAAACUUGCAUUGACUGUAAAGAUCUUAUUACUUGAAUCAUGGAUCUAGUAGGGAAGUCUCUGGUGAAAAACCAAGUGUCCAGCCUCACCAAGACAAUCGGUUUGUCUGGAGAAGACAAAGAAGAUGCUCCUUAUGACUACAAGAAGGAACAAGAAGAUGAGGACAAGAUGGCCAGAGACAAAGCGAAGCGGGACGAAGCCCAGCUCAAGAAGAAAGCAGAACGAGCGAAGGAGCGCAACAAGAUGAGAGAGAAAUACGGCCUGAAGGAGUCCAAGACGGACCAGGACCUCUUGGAGAGCCGAAGUCAGGCCGAGGAAUCGACGCCUAACAUGUCCAGCAAAGCCAAGGGGAAGGAUGACUCCAGUUGCCUGGUUAUGUGAUGAAGGGUAACCAUCACAACGCUACGUGACAAAGCUGCCUUUAAGCUCUCGGGGAAGGAGGCGAUAUACAAACAGGUACAGUGAGUGUAAAGUAAUUUGAACAUCGAUCAUGCUGGCAUGUGAGGUAUCGGGUUCUGUAACCCUCCUACUGUCUGAACAUUCAGGUCGUAUGGUUUUGAAGGAUAGACACACUACUCCAGUAUGCUAUUUGGCAUCAAGCAUCUGAGUACAGUACACAAGCAUCCCCCUGUGUAUUGUUGCUCUGCCAUACAAAAGCCAUGCAGUUGAGUGGUUUUGAAUGGUCGGUCAACUCGUUCGCUGGCAAAGAGAGUAGGAGGGUUUUGUCUUGAAUUCAACUUUUUUAUAUUUUAAAAUUUAAGGGAUUGGAUAUUUAUUUGAUCAUGUUAGUUGUCAAUUAUAUUGUACAAUUUUAAUUGUUUGCAGAGAAGAAGGCAAGUAAAUAUUGGAUACAUUAUAGCAUGAUGUGUGAUUGCUUGGAUUACAAAGAAUGUGUUGGCACAUCAGGGAAGCUUACUUGCGUUUUUCUUACCGCACCUCUAAAAUGUUUACAAUUUUUGAGGUGCAUUUCUAAGACUGACUGUACAUUUAUGUACUGCUAGUAAUGUUUAGCAAAUGGCCAGAGAACUGAGUUGAUCAGGUUUCUUGUAUCAUUUGACAAAAUUUGAUUUAUUCAAAAAAUUUGAGCGAAAGGAUUUGCAUGGUUUCUUUUCUUCUUAAGAGUCAAAAGCUCAUGAAGUAUUGAGGUCUGUAAACGCUGUAAGUAUGACUUUAGAUUUUUGGCUGUGAUGUAAAGUUAUUGAACACACCUGUGUAAACAGAUUUUGACAUGGGGUAAGAAAUAGCAUAAACCAUUCUUUAACUGAUCUUACGAUCGGCACUUUGAAGGAUUUUUGUAAGUAUUGACAAUUGUUUUUUUUACAAAUCAAUGUCUUCCAGUUUCAAGAUGAUUUUGUACCUAGUUAGGUAAACUGAACUGAAUGGCGAUAACAACCAUGUACAAUUAUUUUAAACAUGUUUGACAUUUUGCUUUUUGACGUGUAUUUUUGCUGGAGUUUGGGGAUGGUCAGUCUGUGAGGCUUUUAAAAUGUUAUAUUCGAAUGGUUCACUGUCGCAGGGCUGAUGUUUGUAAAUUGUGUGUAAUAACUCAUUCAUCUAACUCGGCAAACUCACACUUUUUUUGUGUGUAAAUCUUGGUUUGUUGAGGCUAGAGAUAAAGUUUUCAUGAGGUUUUUCCCAUGCCUUUUAUGCAUUUGACCCAGGUUCACAUCCCUCUCAAGACCAAAUGUAAGUGUAUUUUAGUGGUUGUCCGUUCCCGUUCCUAACCAUGUACAUGCAGGUUUGGCUGAAUUUUCUGUAAAUCUGCAGAAACUGAUUUGUUUCAACUAUAUUAAGGUAUUAAUUUUUAUUUUUACCCAUACACCGAUAUGUGGGAUAGCACGCACUGAAUAUUCAGUACU
Messenger RNA from Asterias rubens (European starfish), 1977 nucleotides. Its product is annotated as complexin-4-like. Gene Ontology annotation, biological process: neurotransmitter transport. Bases 158 to 499 code for a protein of 113 amino acids. The transcript has 4 exons. The record is from RefSeq and is a predicted model, not a curated record. Gene Ontology annotation, molecular function: syntaxin binding. NCBI's taxonomy places the organism in Eukaryota, Metazoa, Echinodermata, Asteroidea, Forcipulatida, Asteriidae.